Plasmodium yoelii is the source of this 1617-nucleotide messenger RNA. RefSeq lists its product as uncharacterized. Bases 1 to 1617 code for a protein of 538 amino acids. Gene Ontology annotation, molecular function: protein binding. Lineage: Eukaryota; Apicomplexa; Aconoidasida; Haemosporida; Plasmodiidae. The transcript has a single exon. The record is from RefSeq and is a predicted model, not a curated record.
AUGGAGGGAUGCAUAAAUAAAGACGAUAUAAAAAUGAAUAAGAGUGGAGAGGAGCCAAGUUGUAAUAGUAAUAUGAACAACAUGAACACGUUUUCAGAAAAUGGUGAAAUAUUUUUAGAAAAUGAAAAAUGUUAUAUUGUACAAGAAAUCCCUUUUAACGACUUUUAUAAUUAUAAUUAUAAAAAAAUAAAAAAGUUUAAUGAAUUGGAAAAGGAGUCAUAUUAUAUAAAUGGAAACACAUCUUCGUGUGAUAAUACACAAAUUAGUACAAACAGUGAAGAUUCCCCAAAAAUACAAUUUAAUAAAUAUAUUAAAAAGGAAAAAGGAAAUAAUCAAAGUAUAUCCAACUCAUCUGUUAAUAGUGAUGAAAAUAAUAAGGAUGUAGAAAAAAACAAAGUUAAAAAAAUAAAAUUAAAAAAUGAAUUUUUAAAACAAUGCGAAUUUAGUAAUGAUGGAAGGUGUUAUUAUACAAUUUCAAGUAAAAAUAAAUUACAGUUAUAUGCAACAGACAUUCAAUUGUUAAAUAUGUUUUCAGAUGACAAUAAAAAUAAUAAUAAUAUUUUGGAAAAUUUAUAUAAAAAUAUAAGUGAUAAUGAUAUAGAAAGAAGAAAUAAUUCCUGGAUAAAUUUAAAUAUAAAUGGACAUAUUUAUGAUUGUAAAUUUUAUCCUUAUUUUGAUUGGAAUAACAAUAAUACAUGUUUUUUUGCUCUUAGUUCAAAAGAUGUUCCUGUCAAAAUAUAUAGUGCAUAUGAUGGCUCUCCUUUGAUAUCUUUUAAAUUAUUUAACGAAUCUCAAGAGUUGAGUAAUUGUUAUUCUCUUUGUUUUCACCCAGAAAAAAAUUGGUUAUUAUGUGGGACACGAAAUAGAUCAAUAAAAAUUUAUGAUCUUAACAAACCAAAUGAAAUAUAUGAAAAUCGAAUAUUAGGAACAAGAAAAGGAAAAGGACAAAAAGGAAUAAUAUCAACUAUUGAUUAUAAAAAAGAAGGUUAUGGAAAUAAUUCUAUAUAUGCAAUUGGUGAUUAUAAUGAUAUUUUAUAUAUAUAUGCUGAUAAUUGUAAUCAUAAAAAUGAUUAUAUACUAAAAUUUUCAAAUAAAUAUAAUUCUAAUGGUAUAACAUGUGUUAAAUGGUAUGGUGAAUAUAAUAUUUUGAGUGGUAGUAGAAAUGGAUCAUAUAUAUAUUUAUACGAUAUAAGAAAUAAUAAAGAAUAUGUACAUAAAUUUAAAAGAUUUGCAUUAACAAAUCAGAAAUAUUUAUUUGAUAUACAUAAAAAUUAUAUUAUUUCUGGUGAUACUUUUGGAUAUUUAAAUUUUUAUAAUAUAGAAAAUAAUGAAUUAGUACAUAAACAGCUAAUUAAUAAAUAUUCUCCAAUUGUUUCAGUUAAUGUACAUUCUACUUACCCUUUUAUAUUAACAGGGUCAGGUACAAGACGGUUUUAUGAAAAUUGGAGUUCAAAAAUUGACAUAUCUUGUACUAAUCCGAUAUAUAACAAUACAAAUAUACAUGAAGAAAAUUCUUUUAAAGUCAACCAAGACGACACAUUUCAAUAUUUUCCUUCUACAUCACACUACAUAAAUAGUGUUUGUACAAUUUUUUGUAAAUUUUUGUGUAACAUAUAA